This is a messenger RNA of Talaromyces stipitatus ATCC 10500, 1902 nucleotides long. RefSeq names its product neutral amino acid permease, putative. Gene Ontology annotation, cellular component: vacuolar membrane. The record is from RefSeq and is a predicted model, not a curated record. Lineage: Eukaryota; Fungi; Ascomycota; Eurotiomycetes; Eurotiales; Trichocomaceae. Gene Ontology annotation, biological process: amino acid transmembrane transport. The transcript is spliced from 5 exons. Gene Ontology annotation, molecular function: amino acid transmembrane transporter activity. Bases 244 to 1716 code for a protein of 490 amino acids.
CGCUCUCCUCUGGUGAAACUUUCGACUUUGUUGAUAAUCAAUUCGUCCCCGCCCCGAGAUUUACUCGACACAUUGUCGAGUCUUAUCACUUUAUUUUUCGAAUAUUCGUUACAAACCCCGAAGAGGCUAUCAGCCCAGCUACAGCUAGAACAACAGUUUCAUGCAGUUACAAGGUUACCUAACUCGCUCACUCACCUCGCUCCUCGCCGUUCUCCUCGAGAACGAGUUCAUUCGUCAGAUAAAAUGGCGUUGAAUAUGUCGCACGCACCGGAAAAGGACGCCGACAAUGUCAUUUAUGGUAAAAAUGGCUCUGACGAAGAAAGCCAGACUCGUCGUGGUAGUCGCAUAGCGGAUGUCGAGAUUGAUCGCGCUACUAUCGGGAAGCAACUGGCCUUGGAGGCAGAGAGUGCCAUUAAAUAUCGGACGUGCAGCUGGCAGAAGACUGCCGCAUUACUCUUUUCGGAGUAUAUCUGUCUGGCUAUCAUGUCGUUCCCCUGGGCAUACUCCGUCUUGGGUCUGGUUCCUGGUCUGAUCCUAACGGUGUUUAUCGCUCUGGUCGUGCUGUAUACGUCGCUCACAAUCUGGAAAUUCUGUUUGCGUCAUCCCGAAAUUCGCGAUGUAUGCGACAUUGGCCAAUAUCUGUUCUGGGAUUCCAAGCUUGCCUGGUGGGCUACUGCUGUGAUGUUCUUGUUGAACAAUACUUUCAUUCAGGGGCUGCAUUGUCUGGUCGGCGCCAAGUAUCUCAACACCAUGACAGGACAUGCAACUUGCACAAUCACAUUCUCUGUUGUCGUCGCAAUCAUUUCCUUCUUCUUCUCGCUGCCCAGAACGUUCAGCGGCCUCUCCCACAUGGCCACAGCAUCUGCAUUUUUUACAUUCCUUUCAGUUCUGUUGGCCACCAUCUUCGCUGGCAUUGAAGAUCAUCCUGCCAGAUACAGCGAAGAACUAGGAAACCCCCUAGUGACGGCCUUUCCCGUCGCCGGUACGACAUUCGUCAAUGGCAUGAGUGCUUUCCUCAACAUCAGCUACACCUUCAUCGGCCAAAUCACACUGCCAAGUUUCAUCGCAGAAAUGAAGGAUCCCCAGGAGUUCUGGAAGUCUGUCACCGCCGUGACCAUAGCCGAGGUGCUUGUUUUCAGCAUCGUGGGAGCUGUCAUCUACGCUUAUACUGGAAACCAGUACAUGACAAGCCCCGCCUUUGGCUCCCUGGGAGACGAGACCUACAAAAAAGUCGCAUUUUCUUUCAUGAUCCCGACUCUUAUCUUCCUGGGCGUCCUCUACGCCUCUGUUUCUGCUCGUUUCGUCUUCUUGCGCUUCUUUGAUGGGACUCGCCACAAGUCGCAGCAUACCAUUGUCGGAUGGGCGUCAUGGGCUGGCAUUCUUGCUAUUCUCUGGAUUCUUGCCUUUAUUAUCGCCGAAGUCGUUCCUUUCUUCUCGGAUCUUGAGUCGAUCAUGAGUUCGCUCUUUGACUCAUUUUUCGGCUUCAUUUUCUGGGGCGUGGCGUACAUUCGAAUGCGAGCGGCCGACCACGGCCCCAACUUUUACAAAGUUCGUGGUCUUCGCGGCUGGAUUGGAUUCAUUGUGAAUCUUUUCCUCAUCGGUGUUGGUUUGUAUUUCUUGGGAGCGGGCACCUACGCAUCUGUCGAAAGUGUCAUCCUAAGUUAUCACGAAGGCGGAUUUGGAGGACCAUUCUCUUGCGCCGACAAUGGCCUUUAGUCAAGAUGGUUGUCUUCUGGAAGAUUGCUUCAGUCAUUCAUUUUUAGGAUUGGCUCUUGUUGAUCCUCUACUACAGCUUGCAGUUUGAUUAGGAUCUCUAAUAGAACACUAACGCCUUACCUUCUUUUUAUAUUCUUAACUUGCUGUUUCGCUAUUAUUUAAUCGAAUAACAGUCAUGGCAUUUUU